This is a messenger RNA of Symbiodinium pilosum, 972 nucleotides long. Lineage: Eukaryota; Dinophyceae; Suessiales; Symbiodiniaceae. The record is from the annotation of a GenBank genome assembly.
AUGGAACCUCCGCCUGUUGAUCUGUCCUCCCUACAGGAACUUGCAACCUGGCUUGAUGAAUCUGCAGAACGAUUUGGCUGUGCUGAGCCGCUGGGGGUCGAAGAGGAGGUGGUCCAACUUGACACCGACAUGCCUCUAGCGGCAUCUUUACCGGAAGAUGAGGACAGCUCGUUGCUCGAGGCAUCAGCCAGCCUGCCUGCGGAGUCCAACAGCGAGAAUUCAGAGCUACUUGCAGCUCUGCGAGCCGAGCGAUACGGCCUCAUCUGCCGGUGUCGGUGCAUAGCCGCCUGGACGUAUGCUCGCCUGGAAACCAUGCACCAGCAGUACGAAGAGAUAUUCUCUCGGAUGGACGACUGGAUCAAGGACCGCGUCAAAGAAGAAAACGAAGCAAUCAAGGCCACGGAAGCUCUUCUUCGAACAGGAAGAUGGGAGGAUGAGGAGCAAGCAUUCACAACCACCAGAAGCAUGCGAAGGUCCCAGACAACCACAAUGAAGCCCGCGCUGACUGGGGCAGCUGGAAAACGACGUCGAGAUGUCCUCAAGGUUAUUAUCGCACGGACUUUGGACGUGGACGUCUAUGUACCUCCAAAGCUUGAGGUUGGGUCGAAGGGAAUGGCUUCCACGAGACCACCCACAUCCAACUCACAAGGUGUUGGAUCCCGGCCUUCAACUACAAUGAAAAGCCCCUUUGUCUUGCCGGAGAAGUGGUCACAGGACAUGAUUUGGGGACUCUUAACAAGACUGGCGGACUUGAGUGGCAGCGUUUGUUCUUCGGAGCAGCUGCUCCAGGCCCUCCUGGAGCGUCGCCAUGGUGCCCUCGGCUUCGACAACGAGCAGGUGAUACCGGAGUCGUGGGUCAUGAGACCUUUGGUCGUCUACAAGUUGCUGUGCGACUCAAUGGUGAUGCCCGCAUGGGGUUCAACCGGGGUGGACGUGACCGAGUUCCUCCUGGCAGCAGUCCCAGUAUCCUGA